Messenger RNA from Penicillium cataractarum, 1326 nucleotides. RefSeq names its product small subunit rRNA maturation protein TSR4. Lineage: Eukaryota; Fungi; Ascomycota; Eurotiomycetes; Eurotiales; Aspergillaceae. Gene Ontology annotation, biological process: maturation of SSU-rRNA. Gene Ontology annotation, cellular component: cytoplasm. The transcript is spliced from 2 exons. The coding region runs from base 1 to 1326 and encodes 441 amino acids. The record is from RefSeq and is a predicted model, not a curated record.
AUGGAUCCCUACGACAGCGACUCGAGUGUGGACGAAGAUUUCACAGAGACCGGUGUGCUUCUCGGAUACGCCGAUGAGGAGGUCAUAGAAGACACCAUCAGCCAUCUUGGUGGUUGGCCGUCAUGGAUCGAUGAGAAUACCCCUCCACCAGGCGACUACGCCAACUGCAAAGUCUGCAACAGCCCGAUGCUACUCCUUCUCGAACUGCACGGCGAUCUGCCCGACAACUUCCCCAAUAACGAGCGCCGCCUGUACAUAUUUGGAUGUCCCAGGAAACCAUGCAAUCGCAAGCCUGGCAGUAUCCGGGCAUACCGCGCAACUCGCAAGGUCAGUCUUCCCGGCCUACCACUGCCGCAGCCGCAGAAGGUGGAAAAGAAGAAACCCGAUCCCAAGCCCGAGCCCGAGCCCGUCGCGCCCCCAAAGCCCAAGCUAGACCUGGGAGCAAGUUUGUUCGGCGCGACCGCGCUGACGAGCAGCGUGUCGGCAAACUCCAAUCCCUUCUCGCUCACACCUGGCUCCGGCGCGGCGGCUGCGGGGGCCAAUCCAUUUGCGAUGCCCAAGCCCGCGACGCCCGCUGGCCCGGCCCCUACCCCGGCUGCCAAAUCUUCCACUACGACCUCUACAAGUGCGCUUGCUGAAUCAUUCGCCGAUAAGGUCCGGAUUUCCUCUCCCGCCCCGGCCAGCACUUCAGGCACGGCGACGAAGCAAACGCCCGAAUCGACUGGCGUCCAGGCACCAUGGCCCGCGCAGUCCGCCUUCCCGGCCCCAUAUAAGAAGUACUUCCUCGACGCCGAAUACGAGACCAUGUCGCGGCCUUCUACCCCUACGAUCCCUGAAAACGUCACCGUGGAGCCUAUGGAGGAAGAUAGCGCUGGUGGUGAGGGUAACGUCGAGCUCAAGGAUACAUUCGAGUCAGAGAUGGAUAAGGCAUUUAUGAAGUUCUCCAUGCGUCUUGCCCAUAACCCUGAGCAAGUGCUGCGGUAUGAGUACCGCGGUACUCCACUACUUUCUUCGUACACCGACCAGGUCGGCAAGCGUCUGCAUCCUGAGCACAGCGCUGGUCGGGUGACGACUACCGGUGGUGGAAGUAUGCCGCCGUGUGAGUACUGUGGUGCUCCACGUGUGUUCGAGGUGCAACUGGUGCCUCAUGCUAUCAGUAUGCUUGAGGAUGGGCGCGAGGGUGUUGGCCUUGGUGAAGGUGAUGCCGGUAUGGAAUGGGGGACUAUUAUCUUCGGUGUGUGUGGGCAGGAUUGUGCACCGGAGAAGAUUGGGCAACUUGGUUGGCGUGAGGAAUGGGUUGGUGUGCAGUGGGAGGAGACGAAGUAA